GUCUAUUGGUGAUUUUUGUGAAUGUUAGUGUGCGGGGAUGUGCGUGCGGAUUUUUUUUAGUGUUAAUGUGCUUGUGUCUCGAUCGUGAGUGAAUGUGUAAAUGAAAAUUCACUUGUGGCUGAAAUGAGCCAAACGGCGACAGACGACAGCAUGAGCGACGAUGUGUUUGAGGAGCCGACGUUGCGUGCGCCUGCGCAGCGCGGCACGCCGUCACCGACAGGCUACAGAGACUACCAGCCUACAGACACGCCGAUCAAGACUGUUCAUGAAGACGAUGUGCCUAUACACAAGACUAUACUUCUGGGCGACAGUGGCGUCGGGAAAACGUCGCUUCUAGUCCAGUUCGAAACUGGCAAGUUCCAGGCGGGGAAUUUCUCGGCCACCGUUGGGAUCGGUUUCACGAACAAGGUAGUCACGGUCGACGGCAUCAAGGUAAAACUUCAGAUUUGGGACACCGCGGGGCAGGAGCGCUUUCGGAGCGUCACGCACGCAUACUACAGAGACGCACAUGCGUUGCUGCUGCUGUAUGACGUCACGAACAAAACCAGCUUCGACAACAUUCGGGCCUGGCUCGGGGAGAUUCGGGAGUACGCGCAGGAUGAUGUCGUUAUUAUGCUAUUAGGUAACAAAUCCGACAGCGGCCUAGAGAGGGCAGUAAGAAGGGAAGAGGGGCAACGCCUAGCCAGAGAAUACCAAGUCUCCUUCAUGGAGACCUCAGCAAAAACCGGCUUGAACGUCGAAGCAGCUUUCGCCCACGUGGCGAGGGCGCUAGUGGCUAAGGCGAACCCCGCUGAUCCUAACCGACUUGCUGUGAGGGCACCGCCGGUACAAGAGCAGCGGUCAUCAUGUCCACCUUGUACUUAAAAGUUCUAAAUUUUAGAGCUGAUAUUUGUCUAUCUACAAAACUUAACUGUGCAUUAUGUCGCUUUUGUAAAGACUUCUGUGAAAAGUUGAAGUUGGACGAUGUUCGCCCAUGUGGUGAGGGCACUAGUCGCUAAGAGAACCCCCACUGACGUCAUCCGACUUGCUGUGAGGGCGGUCGUCGUGUGCACCCUGUACUUAAGACUUCUAAAUAUGUAUUUAGAGCUGAUUUGUCUCUCUACAAAACUUGACUGUGCAUUAACUCGCUUUUAUUCUGUGGAAAGUUGAAGUUGGACGUUCGCCCAGGUGGUGAGGGCACUAGUCGCUAAGACAACCCCCGCUGACGUCAACCGACUUGCUGUGAGGGCACCACCAGUACUAGAAAAGCGGUCGUCGUGUGCACCCUGUACUUUUCCCCUCACUAGCUCGGAAACACGUGUUUUGUCCUUUAA
Molecule: messenger RNA, 1313 nt
Organism: Leguminivora glycinivorella
Lineage: Eukaryota; Metazoa; Arthropoda; Insecta; Lepidoptera; Tortricidae
Gene: Rab26
Product: ras-related protein Rab-37
Exons: 6
Coding region: 124-864 (246 amino acids)
Biological process (GO): regulation of exocytosis; cellular response to insulin stimulus; protein secretion
Cellular component (GO): Golgi apparatus; synaptic vesicle; trans-Golgi network transport vesicle
Molecular function (GO): GTPase activity; GTP binding
Source: RefSeq, a predicted model, not a curated record